AUGGGAACUGAAUCCGAGGUAGAAAUAUUUGAGGCUGUAAGAGAAGUAGAGGAGGCCGCAAAGGUGUCGCAGAAAAAAGCUAAGUCUACCGCAAGGAAAACCAAGUCUACCGCAGAUAAGUCGCAAACUGAACACAAAAGGGACAAACUUAUAGAGCUAUUGAGGGACGGUAUAAUAGAGAAGCCCGCAAGUUUUAUAAGAAAGUCAAACAAGGAUGUUGUAGAUAGACUGUACCAUGAGUAUGAAAGUCAGAGGAUGUCAUGUGCAAGCGACUUUCUAUCAACACUUAUUAUCUCAAAGUUUGCUGCGGUACUAGGAAGUUUCGGUGCAGUGGAAUCUUCAGACAAACUGUCAGAGGAACUACUUAGUGACAAGCUUCUGAAGGACGACGUAGCAUAUCUAACCAGGACGAUAUCCCCCAGGCUCAUAUCCGGUGGCUGUACAACAGCUAAACAUGUAGUUGCCCAUAAGUGGAAUAAGAAGGAGGAACCUGAGGAAGUGUCCGAGGAAACUAAACAUCUUCUAUUACAUACAGAAUGCUACGACUUGGAGGGCCCUACGACUGGGGAAAUCCCCGGGAAGGAACAGAAUUUGAAGACAUAA
This is a messenger RNA of Paramuricea clavata, 603 nucleotides long. The record is from the annotation of a GenBank genome assembly. Lineage: Eukaryota; Metazoa; Cnidaria; Anthozoa; Malacalcyonacea; Plexauridae.